This is a messenger RNA of Tribolium castaneum (red flour beetle), 1458 nucleotides long. RefSeq names its product Required for cell differentiation 1 (gene Rcd-1). NCBI's taxonomy places the organism in Eukaryota, Metazoa, Arthropoda, Insecta, Coleoptera, Tenebrionidae. The transcript has 6 exons. Gene Ontology annotation, cellular component: CCR4-NOT core complex; CCR4-NOT complex; P-body. The coding region runs from base 212 to 1105 and encodes 297 amino acids. The record is from RefSeq and is a predicted model, not a curated record. Gene Ontology annotation, biological process: mRNA catabolic process; negative regulation of translation.
GUAAUCUUGUAAAAUUUGGGGUUGUUAAGGGUUGUUUGUAGUGUUUUCGUCUCAAUUUUGUUAAAAAUUCACUUCACACAACUAACGUACAAAACAUUAAGUAAUUGUUGAAAGCAAACGUUUUAGUUUGGAAGUAAUUUUUGUGGGCAUAGCCUAGCAUUACAAAAAACGCUAAUUUUGGAAAACUGUGGUCUUGUAUCAAGCCAAAAUCAUGAGCACUCAACCGAGUCCAGCAAACCAAACCGUCGAACGCGAAAAGGUUUUCCAGUGGAUUCUGGAACUCACUAAUCCAGAAACUAGGGAGAAUGCCCUUUUAGAAUUAAGUAAAAAACGCGAAGUUGUACCUGAUUUGGCCCCAAUGCUGUGGAACAGCUUUGGGACAACGGCGGCUCUCUUGCAAGAAAUCAUCAAUAUUUAUCCCGCAAUAAAUCCAGCCACGUUAACUGCUCAUCAGUCCAACAGAGUUUGUAACGCUUUGGCGUUGCUCCAGUGCGUGGCCUCCCAUCCGGAAACCAGAUCUCAGUUUUUGUUGGCACAUGUGCCUCUUUUCCUCUAUCCUUUCCUGCACACAGUUUCCAAAACUCGCCCUUUUGAGUACUUGAGACUGACAAGUCUUGGAGUAAUUGGUGCACUUGUCAAGACUGAUGAGCAGGAGGUCAUUAAUUUUCUUCUGACGACUGAAAUAAUUCCCUUAUGCUUGCGAAUAAUGGAGUCUGGAUCUGAACUAAGUAAAACCGUUGCUACCUUUAUCUUGCAGAAGAUUUUGUUGGACGACAGUGGCCUUUCAUACAUUUGCCAGACCUAUGAUAGGUUUAGCCACGUGGCUAUGAUUUUGGGUAAAAUGGUUUUGGUUCUGGCGAAGGAACCAAGUGCUAGGCUUUUGAAGCAUGUUGUAAGGUGUUAUUUAAGAUUGUCAGAUAAUCCAAGGGCUAGAGAAGCAUUAAGGCAGUGCCUCCCUGAUCACUUACGUGACAACACAUUUACCGUGUGUUUGCAAGAAGAUAAAUCAACGAAACAUUGGCUUUCGCAAUUGUUGACGAAUUUAGAAACACCCGGUACUUCAGAAUUACGUCAAGGGGGAAUAUCACCCUUGACGUCCCAAUAGUUGAAAAUUGUGAUUUAAUAACGUCUUUCUUUAGUUUAGUUCAAAUAUCAAAUAACAGUAGAGUAUGAAAUGUUACUUUUGGACUAGGAUUUACGGUGUCUUAAAGAACGAGACAGAAUUUUGCAAAUUUAGCAGUUUCCAUUUAUCAGAUUCUGCCUUGUUUUUUAAGAUGCCAAAUGUCCUGGUUCACAAGUCACAUUUUAUACUCUACUAAUAACGAAAGCAAUCAUUGUAUUGUCCUUGUAAAUAUGCCAACAGAUCAUUUUACUUUGUAUCUUGUUUAUAUCUUUUAGGAUGCCUGAUGUGUAUUAUUUAAAUUUUUGUGAAAAAAAUAAAAUAUAUAAUUUAAAUUA